Lobosporangium transversale is the source of this 792-nucleotide messenger RNA. RefSeq names its product signal transduction histidine kinase. Lineage: Eukaryota; Fungi; Mortierellomycota; Mortierellomycetes; Mortierellales; Mortierellaceae. The transcript has 3 exons. Gene Ontology annotation, molecular function: histidine phosphotransfer kinase activity; protein histidine kinase binding. The coding region runs from base 121 to 651 and encodes 176 amino acids. Gene Ontology annotation, biological process: phosphorylation; phosphorelay signal transduction system. Gene Ontology annotation, cellular component: cytoplasm; nucleus. The record is from RefSeq and is a predicted model, not a curated record.
CUUUCUUCCUCGCCCAUCUCCUUUCUUCCCAACGCCAUUUUUUCUUCUAUUUUUUUCUUUUCAUUUCCACUACCACCACAGUAAACUUGGUAGUACACGAAGAUAUAUUUUUGACACAUUAUGAAUACUACGUUGACGACACAGCCAGAGCAUGUACUGAAGCUUCAGACCACAGAUAGAGACAAUGAUGUCCCAUCUGAUUCGGAAGCGGAUGAUGACUACGGAUAUGAUGAGGAUCAGGAGGAGGAAGACAGUAAUGGGAUCAUUGAUCAUACAACAUUUGACCAGUUACUGGAGAUGGACGAUGAAGAAGACCGUGAGUUCUCAAAGUCCUUGGUUUUCAAUUAUUUCGAGCAAGCAGAGCAGACAUUUGAAGAGCUAGAAGAAGCCAUGUCACGUCUUGGCUUCGCAGAUCUUUCGAGACUUGGUCAUUUUCUGAAAGGCUCAUCUGCAGCCUUGGGACUGAUCAAGAUUAAGUCCUCAUGCGAGAGACUGCAGCAUUAUGGAAACCGUAAAGAGGCUGAUGGUGUCACGUCUAUAACGAACAAGGAAGCUGAAUUGCUGAUCCGAGCCUUGUUGAUUCAGAUGAGGAAAGAAUAUGAAGAAGCGAAGGAAUAUUUGAAAGACUUUUACAAAGAUGGAGAUGAGUAAAUAUUGUUUUUUGUAUCUUUCGUUCUGUUAUUACAUCUCUUUAUUUUACAUCUAUCUAGUCAUCUCUCCUUUAGUAUUUGUUAUAUUUCUUUAUGUCUUACUAUAUUGUCUAAAUACAGACGGACAAAUAUACGAUCGCUG